Molecule: messenger RNA, 1107 nt
Organism: Vigna umbellata (rice bean)
Lineage: Eukaryota; Viridiplantae; Streptophyta; Magnoliopsida; Fabales; Fabaceae
Source: RefSeq, a predicted model, not a curated record
AUGGUGAGGAAGAAGAUACCGAUCAAGAAGAUCGUGGACGUAACUGCGAGGCAGGUGACAUUCUCAAAGAGAAAGAGUGGCCUUUUGAAGAAAGCACGUGAGCUUUCUCUUCUUUGCGAUGCUGAGAUUGCUCUCAUUGUCUUUUCACCUGGUGGCAAGCUCUUCGACUAUGCAAGUUCAAGUAUGCAGAAAAUAACUGAAAGAUAUAUUUUAUGCUCAGAGUGGAACCUUGACAAACUAGACCAGUCAUAUCCUACGGAGCAGGGUAAUGCUUCUUUGAACAAGCAAUUGGAAGAUAGGAGUCGUGAAAUGAGACAGCUGAACGGAGAAGAGUUGGAAGGAUUGAACCUAAAGGAACUACAGAAAUUAGAAGAACGACUUGAUUCAUCCUUGAACAGUGUUUAUAAAGCCAAGGUUCAAAUUUUUUUAGCAGAGAUCGGCAUACUUUCGCAGAAGCAAAACAAACUCAAGGAAGAUAACCAACUGAUAAAACAGGCUACCUUUGCCAUCUGCCUCAAAAUAGAGUUUCUCAGCAUUGAGGGAACCACCAUGCAGUCUUUUAGCCAAAAAAUCCAAGCUGAAAGGGGGUGUGGAAGUGAGAAACAGGGGCUGCGGGAGAAAAGGUUUUCAAUUAUUCUUGGGCUUGGCCCAACACUGGCCCGAGCUCACCGCCGCUUCUGCCAGAACCGGCCACCGUCGCCUCAGCCAGAACCGGCCACCGUCGCCUCAGCCAGAACAAGCCUUGGCCUCGCCGACGACAACUUGCGCCACCAAAACCACCGCCAGCCACGACGCCACCGUCUCCACUCUUCUCCCUUCGAAAACGGCGAUCCCAAGGGAGGGUCUCGCCUCCGCCACACACACCGACGCUACCCCCCGUUCGCGGCCACCGCUGCCUCUGAUGCCACACUGCCGCGUCCUACAACUGGAUCAGAGACAUCAUCGGCGGCAAAUGCUAAUGUCAGAAACGCCUUCGCUGCUCACAGGUAUUACUUACCUCUCGAAGAUCUGUUUGCUAUUGCCAACCUUGCGUCUCCCUCUCCUUUGGCUGGCGUCUGUCUUUUUCUGCAGGUGAAAAUGGUGAAUGCUCUCAGGGAGACUCGAUGA